AUGGCCUCCACGCUCGCCGUCCUCAGGCCCUCUGCGCCGGCCCCGCUCGCGGGGCGCCGGGCCCGGGCUGCCGCGCCGGCGACCGCGAGGGUGGCGCUGUCGUCCAGAUCUAGGUAUUCGUCGGCCAGGGUGUCCCUUGGCUCCGAGGUUGCAGUGGGCGCCGACGCGCUCUUCGCCGACUAUAAGCCCACCACCACUUUCCUCUUCCCGGGCCAGGGUGCCCAAACCGUUGGAAUGGGGGCAGAAGCUCAGAGUGUUCCAGCAGCUACCAAAUUGUUCAACCAGGCAAAUGAAAUCCUGGGAUAUGAUUUGCUGGAUCUUUGCACCAAUGGGCCAAAAGAAAAGCUUGACUCAACAGUGAUCAGUCAGCCGGCUAUAUAUGUUACCAGCCUUGCAGCAGUAGAGGUACUACGUGCACGCGAUGGGGGCCAAGAUGUGAUUAACUCUGUAGAUGUUACAUGUGGUCUCAGUUUGGGAGAAUAUACUGCUCUUGCAUUUGCUGGUGCUUUUAGCUUUGAGGACGGACUGAAGCUUGUCAAGCUAAGAGGAGAAGCUAUGCAGGAUGCUUCAGAUGCUGCCAAUAGUGCGAUGGUUAGUGUGAUUGGUCUGGAUUCAGAAAAGGUGCAAGAACUAUGUGAUGCUGCUAAUGAGGAAGUAGAUGAAAAUGAAAGAGUUCAGAUAGCAAACUUUCUGUGCCCUGGGAAUUAUGCAGUUUCUGGUGGUGUAAAAGGUAUUGAAGUAGUUGAAGCCAAAGCAAAGUCCUUCAAGGCCAGAAUGACGGUUCGGCUAGCUGUUGCUGGUGCUUUCCAUACAAGCUUCAUGCAACCAGCUGUUUCAAGGUUGGAAUCUGCGUUGGCUGCCACUGAGAUUAGAACACCUAGAAUCCCGGUCAUCUCCAAUGUUGAUGCGCAGCCCCACUCAGAUCCUGACACCAUCAAGCAGAUUUUAGCGCAGCAGGUAACCUCUCCAGUGCAAUGGGAAACGACUGUUAAGACUCUUAUGGGCAAGGGGCUUGAGAAAAGUUAUGAACUCGGACCAGGAAAGGUUAUAGCAGGUAUUCUCAAGAGAAUCAACAAAGGCGCUAGCAUUGAGAACAUCGGGGCUUGA
Molecule: messenger RNA, 1107 nt
Organism: Miscanthus lutarioriparius
Lineage: Eukaryota; Viridiplantae; Streptophyta; Magnoliopsida; Poales; Poaceae
Source: the annotation of a GenBank genome assembly